Molecule: messenger RNA, 990 nt
Organism: Oryza brachyantha (malo sina)
Lineage: Eukaryota; Viridiplantae; Streptophyta; Magnoliopsida; Poales; Poaceae
Product: late embryogenesis abundant protein 19
Exons: 3
Coding region: 89-691 (200 amino acids)
Source: RefSeq, a predicted model, not a curated record
CAGCUGAUCAACUCGAUCGAGCAGCAAUCGGAUCUUCGUUUUCGCGAGUGUUUGAUUCGUGGGUGAUCGGUUUCUGAAGCUCGGAUCAAUGGCUUCCCACCAGGACCAGGCUAGCUACCGCGCCGGCGAGACCAAGGCCCACACUGAGGAGAAGGCCGGGCAGGCGAUGGGCGCGAGCAAGGACAAGGCGUGCGAGGCGAAGGACAGGGCGUCGGACGCGGCGGGGCACGCCGCCGGCAAGGGGCGCGACACGAAGGAGGCGACCAAGGAGAAGGCGUGCGAGGCGAAGGACAAGGCGUCGGAGACGGCGCAGGCGGCCAAGGACAAGACGUCCGGCACGGCGCAGGCGGCGAAGGACAGGGCCGCCGAGAGCAAGGACCAGACGGGGAGCUUCCUCGGCGAGAAGACCGAGCAGGCCAAGCAGAAGGCCGCCGAGACCGCCGACGCCGCCAAGCAGAAGACCGCCGAGACGGCGCAGUACACCAAGGACUCCGCCGUCGCCGGCAAGGACAAGACCGGCAGCGUCCUCCAACAGGCGAGUGAGCAGGUGAAGAGCACGGUGGUCGGUGCGAAGGACGCGGUGAUGAACACGCUGGGGAUGACCGGAGACAAGGCCGGCGACGACGGCGGCAGCAAGGACACCAGCGCCGCCACCGCCACCGCCACCGGGACGACGGCCAGGGAUCACUAGACGCGCGAUGAACAGCACCCACCUGAAAGGAUUUCCCUUUUGGCUCUAUUUUAUUUGUAUCAUGUAUGUUUAAUGGUUUUUUCGCUUCAAAUUUGGUGUAAGUUUGGUUUAUAUUUUGUGUCGGAGUCUGUAUCGAUGCUGUAUGAAGAAGUCGUCGUCGCCGACGAGGAUGUGAUCUGACGUGUGUUCGAUCAGUUUCGUCGGAGUUCUCGUUUGCGUUCUGUUUAUUUAUGGUGUAACAAUAAUAAAGUUUGGGCCUAAAGCCUGCAUUUGUGGUUUAAAUGAUUUCAAUAUUUCCC